CGAGCUUCCUUUGUUCUGUGUCGAAGAAAGUCAUGGCUGCGGUUCAGCAGCUCCAAUCUGAAGUCGUAUGCUCGGUUUGCUUGGAGUAUUUCAAAGAGCCGGUGUCUAUUGCUUGCGGGCACAUUUUCUGCCGCGCCUGCAUCGAGCUGUGCUGGGGCGAAGCGGAGGGAAACGUUUUAUGUCCUCAAUGCCGAGAAAUUAUCCAGGAAAAAACCUUCAGACCCAAUAGGGAGUUGGGGAAUAUCGCGGAGCUGCUGAAAUGUCUGAAAUUGGACGCAGCAAUAGAAGCCUCGCCGGUAGUAAAAGGAGUCUGUCUGAGACACCAGGAGCCCCUAAAACUUUUCUGCCAGGAGGACGAGUCCCCCAUCUGCGUCAUCUGCAGGGAAUCCCGCGACCACCGCUCUCAUAAAGUACUUCCCAUAGAAGAGGCUGCCCAGGAUUACAGAGAACAAAUCCAAUGUGAACUCCAGAAACUGAAGAGUGUGAGAGAGAAUCUCAUGCAAGAUCCAUUUACUAUGAAAGAGCACCUGGAAAAGAUUGACAUUGAAAGAGAUACAGUUGAGAAGGAGUUUGACCAACUACAUCAGUUUGAGCAGGAGCAGAAGUGUCUCUUUCUGGACCAGCUGAAAGAGCUGCAGAAGGAGUUGGAGGAUGAACAGAAGUCAAAGGCUGAGAAUGCUGAUCAUCUGAAUACUCUGAUUGGAGACAUGGAGAAGAUAUGCCAGAAGUCAGACAAUGAAUUCCUGCAGGAUAUUAAAAACACCUUGAGCAGGUCCAGGGAUUUCCAGAGGCCUGUGAGCACCUCCAGCCUUACACAAAAACUUGCUGCAUUUUCUCAGAAGACGGCUGCUCUAAAAGUGGCACUGAAGAAUGUCAAAGGAACAUUCACAUCUCAGCUGAAGAAAAAUGAAAGGCAGCAGAUGAAAAAGCCCAAGAUGUUUUCUGAGCUCCGGGCUGUCUCUGAAGCAGUUGUUGCAGUUGAUCUGGAUGCAGCUGAUGCAGUUGAUCUCAAAGGACCAUAUAUGAAUUAUGUCAAACCCCCAUCUGCGCAUCCUGUCAAAUUCCCAUUUGGGCAUCCUGCCAACCCCCCACCCGGGCAUCCUGCCAGCCUGAACAAAAUACAUGGAUUCUUCAAAUAAGAUCUGUAAUUAAAGGAGUUUUGUAUAAAGGGCAUGCAAUGAAGAUCAUCAAUCGCAAAUCAUAAUUUUGUGCCCAAGACACCCAAAGGAGAGUCCAUAGAUAAAGGUGGACACAGCAUGGUUCUGAAGCAAGCUAAUACCUCUAAAGACCAGGAUCACUUAAAGCAAUUGACAAAUUUAUGAAACCAUCAAAGAAGUCCCGGGUUGCUAUGCCGAGGCAAGCAAUGGCAAACCGCAUCUGAACGUAUCUUGCCUUGAAAGCCCCAUGAGGGGUUGCUAUAAGUCAGAUGUGCCUUGACAGCACUUUCUACUACAACCAAGCCAUCUAAGAAGAAAUAGUAUGGGCUGCCAUGAUGACAGGGAUUAAGGAAAUCGGUGCAGCUUUUAUGAAAACCCGCUGGAUGGCGGAGAAGCACUGCACAGUUGCAGGAGCCCCAUCAAGCAGUUUAUGGCAUGUCACUCAGAAGGCAAGGUAGAAGGGGCUGCAGUUCAGUAGCAGAGCCUCUGCUUGGUGUGCAGAAGAUCACAAGCUCAAUUUUCGGCAUCUCCAGUUAAAAAAACAAGACAAUAGGUCUUGUGAAUGGCCUCUGCCUGAGACCCUGGAAAGCCACUAGUAGUCUUGCAUAGACGAUACCUGGAUGGACCCAUGGUCUGAUAUAAUAUAAGGCAGCUUGAUGCAUGUUCAUGACACUUAUAAAAAUUUUACAGUUAUUGAUGGACCUAGGUUUGGUUUUGGAAAUUUAUAAUAAAAUUUCCAAUACUUAACAAGGGUCUCGGGAUGGGGAAAGAAUGCAGACCACAGAUGGCAAGUCUGGGCUGCUCACCAGGGGAGAAAAUAGAAUCAAAAGAAUAUAUUGUAGGGAAUGUUAUGAUUCUGUAAAGUAAUUUCUUGUUUCAAGGCAAACUGAAUAGUUGAUCUGUUAAGCUUUUACCAUUCUGUCAGACCAAACUCUUGUUCAGUUGCACAGUCAAGGUCUCUACGUGCUAAUAAAAGAACAAAGAGAAAAGCAGGUUAAGACCUGUUGUAGUUUAGAUAUUAACUGAAUAAAUAAGCAAAUUAGUUUAAUGUUUACUAAGCUUCCUGUGCAUUAAAGCUUUGGUUUUUUCCUUCCAG
Heteronotia binoei (common prickly gecko) is the source of this 2253-nucleotide messenger RNA. RefSeq names its product zinc finger protein RFP-like. NCBI's taxonomy places the organism in Eukaryota, Metazoa, Chordata, Lepidosauria, Squamata, Gekkonidae. The transcript has 8 exons. The record is from RefSeq and is a predicted model, not a curated record. The coding region runs from base 33 to 1139 and encodes 368 amino acids. Gene Ontology annotation, molecular function: zinc ion binding.